Messenger RNA from Grammomys surdaster, 4450 nucleotides. It is a transcript of the gene Fbxw7, whose product is annotated as F-box and WD repeat domain containing 7. The record is from RefSeq and is a predicted model, not a curated record. Lineage: Eukaryota; Metazoa; Chordata; Mammalia; Rodentia; Muridae. Gene Ontology annotation, molecular function: ubiquitin binding. Gene Ontology annotation, cellular component: cytoplasm; nucleus. The transcript has 15 exons. The coding region runs from base 494 to 2809 and encodes 771 amino acids. Gene Ontology annotation, biological process: proteasome-mediated ubiquitin-dependent protein catabolic process; ubiquitin recycling.
GGGGCCGGGGGGGACCUGGGGGGCCGGCUGCAGCCUCCGCCCAGAGGAAACUUUACCCAAACGUAAUCUUCGAGCUUUCUGAUUGUGACUGUCCCGGGACAAGUGGCCCAGGACGGGCUGAAGCCACAGCCUGCAGGGACCCAGGAAGAGAAAAAGCGGUGAGCGGGGCUGUUGCCGCCGCCGCCGCCGCCGCCGCCGCUGCCGCCGCUGCCUCUAUCCCGGCAGCGCGGAAGAGACCUGGGUAGCUGCUUGGUGGAGCGACGCUAGCACCGCUUCUUCCUCAGUUCCGCGCCUAGCCUUCCGCAGCUGCCCGCCUCAGCCCGAAGGAGGAAGGGAGCCAGCCACAUUGUCAGCGCCACCGCUCGACUCUGAAGCGAAAUCUCAACUAUCAACGAGACUUUUAAAAGGCUCUCUAAAUAUUUGGUACGAGAAUUUCUUCUCUUUAUAUCUUUUGUGAUCCCUCUACACAUUGUGUCUAAACAAUCAGUUCCUCAUGUAUUUGUUUCCACUAACCUUAUGUUUGACUCUGUGUACUAUUCGAUGCCCGACACUACCUGCCCUUGGAGGUGAGGUGACGCAGAGUCAACGGCACAGUCUCCAGGAGCAGAAUGUGAAAACCUUUGCAUCUUCUGAUAGUCUAGCCAAGGUCCAAGAAGUAGCAAGCUGGCUUUUGGAAAUGAAUCAGGAACUGCUCUCUGUGGGCAGCAAAAGACGACGAACUGGAGGCUCUCUGAGAGGGAAUGCUUCCUCAAGCCAGGUUGAUGAGGAACAGAUGAAUCGCGUGGUUGAGGAGGAUUCACAGCAGCAAGUGAGACAUCAAGAGGAGGAGCACAUUGUGCGGAAUGGUGAACUUGUGGGUGCAGACCCUAGGCCUGGAGACCAGAACGAUUCUCAGCAAGGACAAGUGGAAGAAAAUAAUAAUCGCUUUAUUUCAGUAGAUGAGGACUCUUCGGGAAACCAGGAAGAGCAAGAAGAAGAUGAAGAACAUGCUGGGGAACAGGAGGAGGAGGAGGAGGAGGAAGAAGAGGAGGAGGAGAUGGACCAGGAGAGUGAUGAUUUUGAUCAGUCUGAUGACAGUAGCAGAGAAGAUGAACAUACACACAAUAGCAAUGUCACAAACUGCAGUAGUAUCGUGGACCUGCCCAUUCACCAGCUCUCUUCUCCAUUCUAUACAAAGACAACAAAAAUGAAAAGAAAGUUGGACCAUGGUUCUGAGGUCCGUUCCUUUUCUUUGGGAAAGAAACCAUGCAAAGUCUCAGAUUAUACCAGUACCACUGGGCUUGUACCAUGUUCAGCAACACCAACAACUUUUGGGGACCUGAGAGCAGCCAAUGGGCAAGGGCAGCAACGACGGAGGAUUACAUCUGUCCAGCCACCCACAGGCCUCCAAGAGUGGCUGAAAAUGUUUCAGAGCUGGAGUGGACCAGAGAAGCUGCUGGCUUUAGAUGAGCUCAUUGAUAGCUGUGAACCAACACAAGUGAAGCAUAUGAUGCAAGUGAUAGAGCCCCAGUUCCAGAGAGACUUCAUCUCCUUGCUCCCUAAAGAGUUGGCACUCUAUGUACUUUCAUUCCUGGAACCCAAAGAUCUGCUGCAAGCAGCUCAGACUUGUCGAUACUGGAGAAUUUUGGCUGAGGAUAACCUUCUCUGGAGAGAGAAAUGUAAAGAAGAGGGGAUUGAUGAACCAUUGCACAUCAAAAGAAGAAAAAUAAUAAAACCAGGUUUCAUACACAGCCCAUGGAAGAGUGCGUACAUCAGACAGCACAGAAUUGAUACCAACUGGAGACGAGGAGAACUCAAAUCUCCUAAGGUGCUGAAAGGGCAUGAUGAUCAUGUGAUCACGUGCCUACAGUUUUGUGGUAACCGCAUAGUUAGUGGUUCUGAUGACAACACUUUAAAAGUUUGGUCAGCAGUCACGGGCAAGUGUCUGAGGACGUUAGUGGGACAUACAGGUGGAGUGUGGUCAUCACAGAUGAGAGAUAAUAUUAUCAUCAGUGGAUCGACUGACCGGACUCUCAAAGUGUGGAAUGCUGAGACUGGAGAGUGUAUACACACUUUAUAUGGGCACACUUCCACUGUACGGUGUAUGCAUCUCCAUGAAAAAAGGGUUGUGAGCGGUUCUCGAGAUGCCACUCUCAGGGUUUGGGAUAUUGAGACUGGCCAGUGUUUACACGUCUUGAUGGGUCACGUAGCAGCAGUCCGUUGUGUUCAGUAUGAUGGCAGGAGGGUUGUUAGUGGAGCAUAUGAUUUCAUGGUGAAGGUUUGGGAUCCAGAGACUGAGACCUGUCUGCAUACAUUACAGGGACACACUAAUAGAGUCUAUUCAUUACAGUUUGACGGCAUCCAUGUGGUGAGUGGAUCUCUUGAUACAUCAAUCCGAGUCUGGGAUGUGGAGACAGGGAAUUGUAUUCACACGCUAACAGGACACCAGUCAUUAACAAGUGGAAUGGAACUCAAAGACAAUAUUCUUGUCUCUGGGAAUGCAGAUUCUACAGUUAAAAUCUGGGAUAUCAAAACAGGACAGUGUUUACAAACAUUACAAGGUCCCAGCAAGCAUCAGAGUGCUGUGACCUGCUUACAGUUCAACAAGAACUUUGUAAUUACCAGCUCAGACGAUGGAACGGUAAAACUCUGGGACUUGAAAACGGGUGAAUUUAUCCGAAACCUAGUCACGUUGGAGAGUGGGGGGAGCGGGGGCGUUGUGUGGAGGAUCAGGGCCUCAAACACAAAGCUAGUGUGUGCAGUUGGGAGUCGGAACGGGACUGAAGAAACCAAGCUGCUGGUGCUGGACUUCGAUGUGGACAUGAAAUGAGAAGCAAAGAGAUGAAUUUUGUCCAACUGUGUAGACAAUAUACUUCCUGCCCUUUCCCCUGCGCAAAAAGCAAAAACAAACAAACAAAAAAUGAAAAAAAAACAGAAAAAAAAGAGAAAAAAGAAAAGGAAAAAAAAUCCCUUGUACUCAGUGGUGCAGGAUGCUGGCUUGGGACAACAGACUGAAGAGACCUACAGACUAAGACGGUAAGAAAAGACAAGAGACCGUAACUGACAGCAGGCGGCAGCUGCCGCAUCACGCGAAGGCCUCACUUCUGACUGAGGGGCAGCUUGGCGAAAUGAGACUCUCUAAAUCCAACCAGGUGCAAUUAUUCUUUAUUUUCUUCUCCAGUGGUCAUUGGGCAGAGCUACAUCGGCGUUGUUUCCGUCACCUAGAAAGGAGUGGCAAUAAUAUCCAAACACAGGCUGGUUAUCUUCUAAUCAGAUCUUCAACAAAAAGUCGUUUUUCUGAAGUGGAAAAGCUAAAAAAAUUUUUUUUUUACUGUGAAUUGUUUUUGUACAGUUAUCAUGAAGCUUUCUUUUUUUUUUUUUUCUGUUUUCUUCUUCUUCUUUUUUUUUGCCAACCAUUGCCAAUGUCAAUCAAUCACAGUAUUAGCCUCUGUUAAUCUAUUUACUGUUGCUUCUAUAUACACUCUUCAAUGCAUAUGUUGCUCAAAGGUGGCAAGUUGUCCUGGGUUCUGUGAGUCCUGAGAUGGAUUUAAUUCUGGAUGCUGGUGCUAGAAGUAGGUCUUCAAAUACGGGAUCGUUGUCCCACCCCUGUACUGUACUCCCAGUGGCCAAACUUAUUUAUGCUGCUAAAUGAAAGAAAGAAAAAGCAAAUUAUUUUUUUUUUUAUUUUUUUUCUGCUGUGACGUUUUAGUCCCAGACUGAAUUCCAAAUUUGCUCUAGUUUGGUUACAGAAAAAAAGACUUUUUUGCCACUGAAACUUGAGCCAUCUGUGCCUCUAAGAGGCUGAGAAUGGAAAAGUUUCAGAUAAUAAAGAGUGAAGUUUGCCUGCAAAUAAAGAAUCGAGAGUGUGUGCAAAGCUUAUUUUCUUUUAUCUGGGCAAAAAUUAAAACACAUUCCUUGGGACAGAGCCUGAGGUGCCUGUUCUGUGGAGAAACUUCUUUUUGAGGGCUGUGGUGAAUGGAUGAACAUACAUAGUAAAACUGACAAGAUAUUUUAAAGAUAUAUAUAAUACAAAAUAAAAGGAAGUUGCUGGUCAGUCGUAGCAUCUUACAGUAUUUGGGAAAACAACUGUUACAGUUUCAUUGCUCUGAGUGACUGACGUGAGAGGAAUUCGCUCUGCAGUGGCGCUCCCUGUCACUUGCCUCCCAGCGCAACGAGCGGGAGUCAGAUGGUCCGCCUCAUUCACCAGGAGCCGUAACUCAAGCUGAACUGUGAAAGUGGUUAACACUGUAUCCUAGGCCGUCUUUUUUUCCUCCUCCUGUUUAUUUUUUUGUUCGUUUUAUUUAUAGUCUGAUUUAAAACAAUCAGAUUCAAGUUGGUUAAUUUUAGUUAUGUAACAACCUGACAUGAUGGAGGAAAACAACCUGUAAAGGGAUUGUGUCUAUGGUUUGAUUCACUUAGAAAUUUUAUUUUCUUAUAACUUAAGUGCAAUAAAAUGUGUUUUUUCAUGUUA